AUGACGGGCAAGAAGAAGACCAAAGGCAAAUCGAGGAAGAAUCCUAGUGGCCACUCUACCUUAUGUGCAGCAAAUGACCAGAAAUCGAGCUGGUUCUUCCAACUGCCGCAAGAGCUCCGAAUUUCGAUAUACGGCUACCUUUUCCUGAGCACCAGAGUCUCGCACGGCAGAAGACCAGUGAGAAGAAUUGCAGAGAUAAGAAUUACUCCUGCUCCUCAUUCCCUCGCAUUGUUGAGAACUUGCCGUCGCGUGAGAACUGAAAUUGGAGACAGCUGGCUUGGCCAGGUCCUGUUCAGCUUCGAAGACACCGAAACUAUGAUGGUAAAAUUGACGGCGCUUUCUAUGGCAACUCUAUCAAAGAUCCGCCACUUGCGGAUUCGAGGGGAGACUUUGAUGCUUUCUUUUGGAGAUGAGGAUGUCUAUUACCGCCUGGUCCACAUUCUGAAGCUUCUGCCUGGCUUGCAACUCGACACCUUUACCGUUCUCAAUAUGUACGACGAAUCCGUCAGCUACGAUGUCUUGAAUACUCUCAUAAAGUAUGGUGAGGGGUGGAAGGAGCUACGAUUUAUCUCCCACGGUUCAUCACUACUCGGAUACGCGCAGCCGCCUGACAUUUUCAACGACGAGCACUUCAAUGAGCGGUAUCAGCGCAAGCCACAGCCAGCUCACUGGGUCAGUGCCAUGAACAGCCGCGAUGGUAUCGAAAAUCAACCGUCAGUUACUAUUUAUCGAUCUACGCUGGCUGGCGAGGCCUGCUCCGUGAUUAACGAAGCAACGCGUGUGCUUUUCGAGCAGACGCCACCGGGAAAAGGUAAAGCAGCAGCCUUUGCAACGCAGGAAUAUGCCCCAAUCAUGUCCCGCGGGGAGAAGGCGAAGGAGCUUAUGGUGGUUGUGAAGCGCGGAAAAGGUGUCCACUAUCAGGAAAGGAAGCAGUCGCCUUAUCUACCCGUAAUUGGCGACAUCCGCAAAGAUUGUCCUCGCAUGACGUGGGCAGAAAUCCAGAAGAAAUACAUUGACUGCGAGGUUGAUGAUGGUUUCUUUUUCAGCGACGACGCGGAUGAUGGCCCGAAGAGCGUGGAUAUAUACGAGCAUGUUGACGAAUACGAAUGGACGCCGCUGAAUUUUGAUGCUAAUGCAUAA
Metarhizium acridum CQMa 102 is the source of this 1140-nucleotide messenger RNA. RefSeq lists its product as uncharacterized. The record is from RefSeq and is a predicted model, not a curated record. Lineage: Eukaryota; Fungi; Ascomycota; Sordariomycetes; Hypocreales; Clavicipitaceae.